AACCAUUACAACCCACUUCUCACCCAUUAACAACCACUCUAACCUUUAUCUCCAUCACAACUCACUCUUUCUCUUCCCUCCAGAUUUAACAACAAUGGACACAUCUGUGGCAGCAUAUGAUCAAAGAGAUCUCAAUCUCAGAGAAACAGAGCUUAGGUUGGGUUUGCCAGGAAUGGAACAAGAAUCUAACAAGGAACUUACGUUGUCUAGCCUGAAGAACAACAAGAGAUCAUUACCUGAUAUUGAGGUUGAUGACGUGUCAAAGGAUGAUGAAGACGAUGACUCCUCUCUUGCUGCUGCACCACCUCCUGCCAAAGCACCAGUUGUGGGGUGGCCGCCAGUUCGAUCCUACAGGAAGAACAGCUUACUCCAGAAGAAAACAACUGCAGAAGGAUCAGAAAGUGGGAUCUAUGUGAAAGUAAGCAUGGAUGGAGCUCCUUACUUGAGAAAGAUUGAUCUAAAGGUCUAUAAUGGAUAUCCAAGUCUCUUGAAGGCAUUAGAAAACAUGUUCAAACUCACCAUAGGAGAAUACUCUGAGAGAGAAGGAUAUAAGGGAUCAGAAUACGCUCCUACCUAUGAAGACAAAGAUGGUGAUUGGAUGCUUCUUGGAGAUGUCCCAUGGGAAAUGUUCAUAUUAUCCUGCAAAAGACUCAGAAUCAUGAAAGGAUCAGAAGCUAAAGGAUUGGGUUGUGGGGUUUGAGUUAAUUGUUGUAGAACAAAGAAAGAGAUGAUCAUCAUCAGCUGGGGUUCUUGAAGAUAGGGUCAAUUUUGGAAAAAAAGACUUUUAUCUGUCUCAAAAAGUGUUCUCUUUGCAAUAUGAACUGGGGGAAGAACUUGAACAGUAGACAGAAGGAACAAGACAAAAAGUAGGAUUUUUGACGUUUUUGUCAUGUUUGUUGUUGUACUUACUACACAAGGAAAUAGUGAAAAAGAUAUACACAUGUGGAUAGGUUUUCCAUGUCUUCCCUAUGUUGUAUUCAUAGUACAGGAUUGUAUAUCUUUAUAUGAAAUUAUGAAUUGAAUGGUGUGA
Messenger RNA from Impatiens glandulifera, 1030 nucleotides. Its product is annotated as auxin-induced protein IAA4-like. The transcript is spliced from 3 exons. Gene Ontology annotation, cellular component: nucleus. Bases 95 to 700 code for a protein of 201 amino acids. Gene Ontology annotation, molecular function: protein binding. Gene Ontology annotation, biological process: regulation of DNA-templated transcription. The record is from RefSeq and is a predicted model, not a curated record. NCBI's taxonomy places the organism in Eukaryota, Viridiplantae, Streptophyta, Magnoliopsida, Ericales, Balsaminaceae.